AAAAAACAAAACCAAAAACUGAUUAUUUCGAAAAGUAAAAUUAAGAAAUAAAAUGAUACAAAUAGAUAAAACAUUUAUAAUAUCACCAAGAAGAAUUAAUGUCAAAGCUAAUGAAAACGAGAACCCCACUAAUUCGUGUCUCCCUAUUGUGAGCUCCUCCAUUAGUCUCGGUGCUUUUUCUCUUUUUUUAUUUUUUUAAUUUUGUGAAGACGUGUGCACUUAAUCAAGCAUGCCACGGCCAAGAAAGUGGUAUCCAGCUGGAUAUACCCUCUUUGUGCGUAAACUCGGGCAGGUUCGUAAACGUAAGGAACGAUUUUUCGCGGUGGAUGUGAGGAAAUUGGAAAGUGAACUCUUCAACAGGGGCAAAAUGGACGUGUACGCACCCAACAACAGGAGGAACGUGACACCUUCCAGGAUAUUCUUCGAGAUAGCAACAAGGGAACCAGUUUUCAAAAGAACCACGGCUUUUAAUGUGUUCUGCAGCAAAAGGCUGAAGGAUUGGACAAAUACUAAUUCUCUGGAAGUUGCAUUAAAGGAAUUGCCAAAGGCCAAAAGAACACGAGUCACAUGGGAUGCAAUUACAGUUAAAGCAUAAGAAAACAGCUUGGGGCCUCUUGGGGCCGUUGAUCACAUACCCAGUUCAAUAGAAAUUGAAUAAAUUUGCCAGAACAAUCCAGUUUUGGCUAAAUUUGAUAUUAAUUCUUUAAUAUGAAUCAAAUUGACCAGAAAAUUUAUAAAAGUAGAAUGAAAAGAAAAUAACAUUUAUUAUUUGUGGUUUACAUUUGUGCAUAGCUUAGGAUGCACUUUAAAUUUAGUCAGAUAAGACAUUAUGAAUCAUCUUGCAUAUUGUGACUUCUGGGUAUACAUACAAAUAUUGGCGCUUCAGUAACUGCAUUGGCUUUGGAGCAGAGUAGUGCUGAAUGAUUUUCCAUUGCAGUCCUAACAGCAGAUUGUAAAAUGUGAUUCAUAUUCAUCAAGUCAAUACUGUCAUGUAUAUAUGGGAGUAAGUGUGCUGUUUUCUCUUUUCGUUUGUUUUAAAUUUGUAUUAAUAUAUUUCGCUCAUUGUAAAAUUUCUUCUUCAAUGUGGACAUAAAAACAUUUCAUGGGAUUAAAAAGUGUAUGUCAGUUUUCAGAAGAAA
Messenger RNA from Pomacea canaliculata, 1139 nucleotides. RefSeq lists its product as uncharacterized. Lineage: Eukaryota; Metazoa; Mollusca; Gastropoda; Architaenioglossa; Ampullariidae. The record is from RefSeq and is a predicted model, not a curated record. The transcript has 4 exons. Bases 230 to 595 code for a protein of 121 amino acids.